This is a messenger RNA of Sorex araneus (European shrew), 2779 nucleotides long. RefSeq names its product phospholipase B domain containing 2 (gene PLBD2). The coding region runs from base 24 to 1796 and encodes 590 amino acids. NCBI's taxonomy places the organism in Eukaryota, Metazoa, Chordata, Mammalia, Eulipotyphla, Soricidae. The transcript has 12 exons. Gene Ontology annotation, cellular component: extracellular region. Gene Ontology annotation, molecular function: glycerophospholipase activity. The record is from RefSeq and is a predicted model, not a curated record. Gene Ontology annotation, biological process: phospholipid catabolic process.
CUAGCGCCCCGCUGCGCGGCGUCAUGGUGGCCGCGCUGUCCGGCUCCGCGGGCGGCCGGCUGUGCCGGGCCCCGACGCGGCCGCUGGCGCUGGCCCCGCUGCUGGCCGUGGCGGCCGGGCUGUUCCUGAGCGGCCUGACGGGCGCGACCCCGACCCCGCCCCCGGGGCCCGGCUCGCGGCCCGGGCAGUCCUUUGAGGCCUGCCGCAGCCGCUCGGUGCUGCUGGACAAGCGGACCGGACAGCUGCGAGUGGUGGACGGCCACUCCCCCGAGGCCGUGGCCUGGGCGAACCUCACCAACGCCAUCCACGAGACGGGGUGGGCCCUGCUGGAGGUGCACACGAAUGGCAGCUUCAACGACAGCCUGCAGGCCUACGCCGCGGGGGUGGCCGAGGCCUCCGUGUCCCUGGAGCUCAUUUACAUGCACUGGAUGAACACGGUGGUGAACUACUGCGGCCCCUUCGAGUACGAGGUCGACUACUGCGAGAAGCUCAAGCGCUUCCUGGGCAUCAACCUGGCGUGGAUGCAGGAGAUGAUGGUCCUGCAGGAGGCCUCCAUGUACUGGCACCAGGUGCGGCUGAUCCUGCUGCAGCUGAAGGGCCUGGAGGACAGCUACCAGGGCAGAGUGAGCUUCCCCACCGGAAGGUUCCUCCUCAAGCCCUUGGGCUUCCUCCUGCUGCAGAUCUCGGGGGACCUGGAGGACCUGGAGGUGGCGCUGAACAAGACGCGGGCGCAGCGCGUGCUGGGCUCGGGCUCCUGCUCGGCGCUCAUCAAGCUGCUGCCGGGCGGCCGGGACCUGCUGGUGGCGCACAACACCUGGAGCUCCUACCAGCACCUGCUGCGCGUCAUCAAGAAGUACCGCUUCUCCUUCCGGGAGAGCCCGCGAGAGGGCUCUGCCCCGGUGCCCGGCAACACGCUGGUCUUCUCGUCCUACCCCGGCACGCUCUUCUCCUGCGAUGACUUCUACAUCACCAACACGCAGCUGGUCACCCUGGAGACGACCAUCGGCAAUAGGAACCCGAAGCUGUGGCGCCUGGUGCAGCCGCAGGGCUCGGUACUCGAGUGGCUACGCAGCAUGGUGGCCAACCGGCUGGCUACCGACGGCCCGUCCUGGGCCGACAUCUUCAAGAACUUCAACAGCGGCACGUACAACAACCAGUGGAUGAUCGUGGACUAUAAGGCCUUCGUGCCCGGCGCGACCAGACCCCGGCCCGGGCUGCUCACCAUCCUCGAGCAGCUCCCGGGCAUGGUGCUGGCGGCGGACAGGACCAGGCAGCUCUACAACCAGACCUACUGGGCCAGCUACAACAUCCCGGCCUUCGAGGCCGUGUUCAACGCCAGCGGGCUGCCGGACCUCGUGUCCCUCUACGGCGACUGGUUCUCCUACGACAGGAACCCGCGCGCCCGCAUCUUCCGGCGGGACCAGGGCACCGUGCAGGACGUGGCCUCCAUGCUCCGGCUCAUGAGGUACAACGACUACCUGCACGACCCGCUGUCGGUCUGCAGCAACUGCACCCCGAAGCCCAACGCCGAGAACGCCAUCUCGGCCCGCUCGGACCUCAACCAGCCCAACGGCUCCUACCCCUUCCAGGCUCUGGAGCAGCGCCUGCACGGGGGCAUCGACACCAAGGUGACUAGCAUGGGCCUGGCCCAGAACCUGCGCAUGGUGGCGGUCAGCGGCCCGACCUGGGACCAGGUGCCCCCGUUCCAGUGGAGCACCUCCGCCUUCAGUCACCUGCUGCACAUGGGCCAGCCCGACCUCUGGAAGUUCUUGCCAGUGGAGGUCAUGUGGGACUGAGCCAGUGACUGCCGUGGGCCGCACAGCCUUCAGGACACCCACCGAGUCCGCCAGCCUCAUCCUGUCCAGGCCCCACCUCCAGGGUGGAGCCCCGCCCUCGAGCUUUAGCUCCGCCCCUGAGUCAUAGCCCCACCCUUGAGCCUUAGCUCCACCCCUGAGUCAUAGCCCCGCCCUUGAGCCUUAGCUCCACCCCUGGGUCAUAGCCCCGCCUUUGAGCCUUAGCCCCGCCCCUGAGUCAUAGCCCCACCCUCGAGCUUUAGCUCCACCCCUGGGUCUUAGCCCCGCCUCUGGGUUUAACUCCUCCCCUGGAUCCCCCCUUCACCCGCCCUUCCACCCACCCCCCAGGCCCCAUGGAUUUUGCGCCCUGCUCUGUCUAGCUGGUCCCUGGGUCUGCCAGGCUCACCUUCCUCAGGGCUCUCUCAUGGGUGUGCCCGGAACCCAGGGGGGUCCGAGAUAACUCCCCCAAAUGGGUGAGUAGCUACCCGGAGCCUGUCUCCCUCCUCUCCCUCCCUGCUGCAUCUUUCCCACCCCAGGACCCCAGUCCUCCUCCUGAGCCCUUGAGAAGGGCCCGGCCUCUGCUCUGGGUCCCCGGAAAGAGCUUGUCCCGGGCCUCUUCUGUCGUCCCCCACUCCCUGCGGUGGUCCUGGAGUGGGUGGCAGGUGUCAGCCCCCAGACUUGGGCCUUGCUUCUGUAAGGCAUCAUUCCUCUUAGCCCGCCCGCCCCCGGGACAGCGGGACCCCCGCUCCCGUCACCUUCCUGAGGACAGGAGCUUGAAAACAAACAAAAACCAAAGUUUCUGGCAACUGGUGUUGGGGGGCCCGAGUGGCCUUCUCUCCCCCGGGGCGACAGGUGUGUCUGCCCCGUCUGCAGCCUCAUGCCCUCUCCCCCCAACCAGGACCUGCCCCUGGCCUCGGGCAGUGCCCGCUGCUCCCUGCGGUAGGGACUGAGUCGCAGACUGUGCCACCAUUAAACAAGAGGCUGUA